Molecule: messenger RNA, 1297 nt
Organism: Terrapene triunguis (Three-toed box turtle)
Lineage: Eukaryota; Metazoa; Chordata; Testudines; Emydidae
Product: serine/threonine-protein phosphatase 6 regulatory subunit 1-like
Exons: 9
Cellular component (GO): nucleus; cytosol
Molecular function (GO): protein phosphatase binding; protein phosphatase regulator activity
Source: RefSeq, a predicted model, not a curated record
CAUGUUCUGGAAGUUUGACCUGCACUCCAGCUCGCACAUCGAGACGCUGCUGGAGCGCGCCGACCUGACGCUGCGGGAGCUGCUGGAUGAGGACGAUGUGCUGCAGGAGUGCAAGGUGGUGAACCGCCGGCUGCUGGACUUCCUGGUGCAGCCGCAGCACAUGGAGGCGCUGGUGACCUGCGUGACCGAGGAGCCCCCUGCCGAGCUGGACGAGCGGCUGCGCUACAAGUACCCCAGCGUGUCGUGCGAGAUCCUGACGUCGGACGUGAGCCCCAUCACGGACGCGCUGGGCGAGGACGAGGGGCUGCUGCGGCGUCUCUACGGCUUCCUGCAGGGCCACGGGGUCCUGAACCCGCUGCUGGCCAGCUUCUUCAGCAAGGUCAUGGGCAUCCUCAUCAACCGCAAGACAGACCAGAUUGUGGCCUUCCUGCGCAAGAAGGACGAUUUCGUGAGCCUGCUGCUGCGGCACAUCGGCACCUCGGCCAUCAUGGACCUGCUGCUACGCCUGCUGACCUGCGUGGAGCAGCCGGUGCUGCGCCAGGAUGUCUUCAACUGGCUGAACGAGGAGAAGAUCGUGCAGAGACUGAUCGAGAUGAUUCACCCUUCAAAAGACGACAAUCAACAUUCCAAUGCCGCCCAGUCCCUGUGUGACAUCAUCCGACUGAGCCGGGAGCAGAUGAUGCAGAUUCAGGACAGCCCCGAACCUGACCAGCUGCUGGCCACGCUGGAGAAGCAGGAGACGGUGGAGCAGUUGCUGGGGAACAUGCUGGCGGGCGAGCGGGACGAGUCCGUCAUCGUCAGCGGGAUCCAGGUGCUGCUGACGCUGCUGGAGCCGCGCCGAGCCAGGUCCGAGGCCGGGGGGAUGGGCAGCUUUUACUGCCCCCUGGAAGGGCAGCUGGAGCUGGGGCCUCUGGGCUCGGACGGCAGCGCCUGCCAGGCCAGCCCCAGCACCUUGCUGGCCCUCAGAGGUUACCUCCGGGACUUCCACCAGCUGCUGAUCGACCCCCCGAAGCGGCCGGCCCUGCAGAUGACGUGGGGGCUGCUGGACCCGCCGCUGGGGAACACGCGGCUGCAGGUGGUGAGGCUGCUGGGCAGCUCGCUGGGCGCCGGCGACGCGGGGCUGCAGGAGGAGCUGCUGGGCUUGGAUGCCCUCAACACCAUGCUGGACCUGUAUUUCAAAUACACCUACAACAAUUUCCUGCAUGCCCAGCUGGAGGCGUGUCUGAGCACCCUGCUGCGGGCCGGCGCCCCCCCCGAGGACUCGCAGCCCCCCCCAGACAGCCCCGUCGUCAAGCAU